GUUUUAAUACAACAACGGGACGGAAACACGACGAGUAUUCGGCGUUGGGGAGGGUGAAAGCUAGCUACAACCGCGGGGAAUGCCUUUUAAACAUUGGACCUUUAAACUGUAAGCGGCUAUUGAGACAGGACUAAGACAUAUCACCGAAGCCUUCCGGAGACGUACGGCGUAAGCAAAACCCCACAAACGACCGCGACCCACCAGAACAAGCCGUGUUCCAUUGUGUUUUAAAAUGGAAGUGUAGGAGCGGAAGUAGUAGCAUUUGGGAGUUUGUUGGGGCUAACGACGGUUUGUUGUUGUCUGCGUUUAGCUGAAAGCACUUUGUAAAUGUAAAUUUCGAAGUGAAAUGUUUUAAGUUUGAAGACCGCCCUGGGUUUCAAAAAAACAAAAACAACACGAAAACCAAACCAUUUGGUUGGUAUUAUUAGCAGCCGCUUUGUUUAUUUCCAGAAAUAAAACACUGGUUAUCGUGCAUGUACUUUCGAAAUAAGAGGGUUUUGUUUGAUUUUGUAGUUCAAAUAAACGCCCGUUUCGAGGAAAGGAGAUGCGCAACGCUGUCCUUGCACACACAAAGGGAUAUAGUCAUCUUGAAUUAUGGCAAAGAAGGAUGCAGAAGAGGUACCCAGUUCUUCUGGCAUUAACAGUGGGGCUAGUUUGAGUAUUACUGCCAGCAGAGGAUUGCACGGCCUCGGAUGCUUCCCUUCCCCAGCCGCCGCUCGUAGACUGCAGUCCCUCCGAAAUCGGGAUUUGACACUAGGGGGUGCCCUGAAGAAAACAAAGAAAACCUUUGAGCCUAACAUCAAUGCUGUGAGGAAGAGCAAAGAUGAAUUAAAGGAAGAGGCUCAAGUGAUGCCAAAAAGGGAGCGGAAACAGCGGGAUAAUAGAAGAGGAGAAAACAGAGGCAGGAGGAAAGAGAAGCCGCAGAUUAUCCAGUGUCACUCCAUCUUUGAACAGGGCCCUGCCGACACGCCGCGGAAAACAGGCUGGGUUGCUGCUGCGGGAGUUUGUGAUGCCACCGCAAUUCCUAAUUGUAAAACUGUAAAAAAAGAGCCGCAGGACUUCAACGAUGAAGAUGAGCUACUCAGAAAACUGCAGAGAGAUGAUUUCAUAAGUGACCCGAGUUUGAGGAAUGAUGCCAAGCUGAAACCUAUCCGGUUACCUUUGUGUCAGACAAGCACAACCUCAAGCCAAGAGAAGCCUCUUCUUCUCGCAUCGCCAUCCAGUGGACCUCAGCUUAAAACAGGCCAUAACAGAGACCAGCCAUCUUUAGUGGAGAUCCUGCAGUGUCUCUGCCUGUCCGGCAAGGAGGAACUCUUCUUCAUACAGUUACCCGACUGUAUGCCUGUAAGAGAACAAAAAGCAGACCCCAGUCCUGGACCGAGAUUUGAGAAAGUUACCAAGGACAAGAAGCCUCUGCAUGGGAAAACACAAGUUGCGCCAACAGAGUCCCCUUCAGUGAAGUGCUCACCUGUUCUGUCCGAAUUCCCCGAGGGAUUUCUGGGAAAGCUCCGAAUACGAAAAUCUGGAAAGGUGGAGAUGAAGCUGGGUGAUAUUGUCAUGGACAUCACUGAUGGAACUGCUUUGUCAUUCCUCCAGCAACUGGUGUCCGUGAAUCUGACCGACGGUAAGACCGGCGACAUGAUGGUGUUAGGGAACAUCAAACAUAAACUGGUUUUAUCUCCAAAUUUCCAAACAUUAUUGGAGGAAUCAACCCAACAGCAACAAGGAUGCUGAUCACCUCAUCAGCAGAUGAGAUCACAGACUGCAUGACCGAAGUGUAUUUUUGUAGUUUUGGAUUCAUCUUUUUGGCAGCCUGCAGUGCUUACCUUCAAUAAUCAAUGUUGCAACAUUAAAAAAAUGUGGAAAAUGUAUUAUAUGUUGAAAAUUGUAUAAAGAUGUUGAAUCAGUCUCAAGUGUUUAAAACUGUUCACUUUUGUAUCAAGUGUAUUUAUUAGAAUCUUAAUAGUACCAUAUUUUCUCUUUCAUCUAUAACUGCUUCAGACAACAAAGUGUAUGCAGAAAAGUGGUGAAGAUUGCACGACUGUGUCCUUUGUGUUGUGUUGUGUUAUUUUGACUUCAAAAUUGCGCCGCGAGAGUGGCUGCCUUUCCAGCAGCUCCUAUAUUUUGUUGUUCUACUUCUUCCUUUCAUAACUUUGCUGCUGUGAAUUGGGACUUUCUCCAUUGCGAGACUAACAAGCUUUUUUCUUUCUUCUUGCUUAUUUUCCGCACUAUAAGGCGCACCUAAAAGCAUUCAAUUUUCCCAAAAGACGACAGUGUGCCCUACAAUCCGAUGUGCCUUAUACAUGGUGUCACAGUCUCUUUAUAUUCAGCAUUGAGUUUUGUAUCAAACGUAUUUAUCAGAAUAUUUAUAGUACCGUAUUUUCCGCACUAUGAGGGGCACCUAAAAGCAUUACAUUUUCCCAAAAGCCGACAGUGCGCCCUAUAAUCCGAUGCACCUUAUAUAAGGUGAAAGUCUCUUUAUAUUCUACAUUGAGUUGUCCCCGUUAGUGUUCCUCUGCCAUUUCGUGGUGAUUAUUAGCAGGAACCAAUUGUAACCGAAAAGGGUUCUGCCCGUAGCACUCCCACAGCCACUAUUGUUGCUUCUAUUCUAUGCGCCUGAUAAUGCGGUACGCCCUAUAUAAUGAAAACAGUUUCGAAAUAGGCCAUUUAUUGAAGCUGCGUCUUCUAAAUCGAAACGCUUUAUCGUGCAGAAAAUACGGUAAUUGUUGGAAAUAGUACAAAUGAGAAUAUUAAUUUGUCUAGCUGUGAGCUGUUUUUCCACUCCACUAGUUUUUAUUGAUGAAGUUUUUACCAUGGUAUCGUUUUUCAGGAUUGGUAUUGAAGUCAAAAUGCCAAUGCUUUUUUUUUUUUUGCUCAUUUAAAUGUUCAACCGUUAAUGUGUUUAUGUGGAGUCACAUGCGACGGUUUUAAAAUAUUGACUCCAAACAUUCUUAAACUGGCAGGGGGGCCGGGGGGUUCUGUGCUGCAGAGGAUUUAUUUAAAGAUGCUCGCUGUACAUCAUUUCUCAAAUACUGUCCAGUACUCCUUUUUAGUGCAUAUUCCGCAGUGGUUUCUGUCUUGAUAUUACAUUUUUCAGAUGUCUUUUGUAUUUCACUACCUUUGCAGGUAGGUUUUGUACAGAUGGUAGUUUUGAUUUGUGAUAAAAAAACAUUGUAAUGGUGGUACAGAACUCUUCCCAGAAACGCAAAAUGUUUUUUUUUUUUGGUCUGCAACAACAAGCUGAAAACCUGGAGUGACCGUGUCACUCCAGGGCAAGAACAACCAGUUGCAACAAUAUUGCUACAACAAACAUGGAUUUGUAAAUUAUUCUAUGAUUGUCUUUUGAUGGGCACUUUGUAAAUACUGUUUAUAAUUUUCAUUCCAGAUUUUUUUUUCAGUGCUACUUUAACGGUUCUUAUCCUGAUUUGAAUUGUUCUCAUUUUUUUUCCUCAUGCGUUGUGUCAGGGCAUUGACAUUACAACAUCAAGUGUAUGUAAAUGUUUAUUCAAUACACAAUACAAAAGGUCAAAUCCUAAGAGUAUGGUCUUAAUGACGGUGACUUAACGUUAUUGAAGACUCAAAACACCACCACCCCCCCAAAAAAACUAGAAAA
This is a messenger RNA of Hippocampus zosterae (dwarf seahorse), 3613 nucleotides long. RefSeq lists its product as uncharacterized. Bases 595 to 1734 code for a protein of 379 amino acids. The record is from RefSeq and is a predicted model, not a curated record. Gene Ontology annotation, molecular function: DNA binding. NCBI's taxonomy places the organism in Eukaryota, Metazoa, Chordata, Actinopteri, Syngnathiformes, Syngnathidae. Gene Ontology annotation, biological process: transcription by RNA polymerase III. The transcript is spliced from 8 exons. Gene Ontology annotation, cellular component: RNA polymerase III complex.